GACUGGCAUUUACUUGUCACCAACUAACACUGUCAGUCCAUUUAGUUUCCAACCAAACUUCUAUCCGAAAGCAUAGGAAAAACCGUACUCAAAAACACUUUUAAAAUUACAUGUAAUCAAAUGAAGUUGAGAGAAGUAGUAACAAUUUAUACUAUAUAGCAAGUUUGGGAUCCAUUACUUUAUCCUGGAAAAGCUUGUUCUCAUUCAACAUUAUACAAUUGUAGUUAGUGUGUGCUUUAUUCAAAACCAUGUCAAAGAAAACUAUCCUGUCAGUGGAGCUCCUCUGCCCAAGGUGCAGGCAGAAGGUAAUGAAGGUAAUCUCUGACGUUGUCGGGAUAACUUCUAUUGUCCUCGAUCCAUCCAAAAAUACGGUAACUGUGACAGGUGAAGCUGAUCCGGUUAAGAUCAUUAAGAAGGUCAGGAAAUUCCGAAAACAUGCAUCGAUCGUAAGUGUAGCAGCUGCAAAGGAUGAGAAGAAGGAUGAGAAGAAGGUCGAGAAGAAGGAUGACCGGAGAGAUCUUGUGGUUUACACCCCAAAGACGUGCCAUAAAUGUGAUGUCUGGUAUGUUGUGGGCGAUGAUCUUUACACUUACUGUUCCAUUCUGUAAUUAACAUCUCCAUAUUCCACAAUUUAGCGUCUGUUGUAAAUUUAUAUUCUAGUUUCAUGGAUUCCAAGAACCCUAAAUUCAGAAGAGGAACUCCAUUCCUUUUGCAGCAGCUAAAGAUAAGGCACAGUAACUUUUUCCUAGUAUACCAGAAACCGUCAUUGCUUCCACCAAAAUGUCUUCUGCAAAUUUUAGAAUAUUUAAAGUUGCUUGUUUUCUUUUUU
Messenger RNA from Theobroma cacao (cacao), 829 nucleotides. Lineage: Eukaryota; Viridiplantae; Streptophyta; Magnoliopsida; Malvales; Malvaceae. The record is from RefSeq and is a predicted model, not a curated record.